AGCGGUUGCCCUGACCGCCGGCAUCGAUGGCAGCUCGCUCUGGGCGCGCUCACGGGAGAGUCCCGGGCCCUGCCCGCUCAGGGCUUUGCCCCGCUGUCUAGUCCCGGGCUUCGGCCUGAAGAAGGGUCGGGAUUUUCAGGUCCAGCCUCCCGCGCCGCUUAGCGCCGGGCUCUGACUUGGAGCCCGCCGGAACGAGGCCGGCGCUCCUUUCUUCCCCUCCGCCACCGGGUUGGAGGCCACACCGCCCUCCGAGACCCGCCCAGCCCUGCUCUUUUUGGCCCAAGUUCGUCUCGCUCAGCCUUGAAUGCCGGUGGAGCUGCGGAGGCCGGUGGUAACCCCAGCAUCCGAGUAACCCAAAUAAGAGAUGCUGAAGAAAUGUUUCAAGAAGGCUUGUCCAGACAAGCACUGAGCAGCCCCAGUGAACAGACUGCAUGCUUACUGUCAGAGAGGAGUUUGCUAGUGGAGGUGCUGGAACUCGUGGACUCCAAGUCAGAGUCCCAAAGACAUAUGAGCAGUAACCUACAAAAAGAAUUUUCCCAGCACCAUAAUGAAGACCUAGGUAAAGACAAAGCACCUCAAAACUGCCUAGAGAGGGAAAUGGAACAAGUGGCAGAGAGGCUGGGGGUGGCCCUGGAAGAGAACGCCGGGCUCACUGAUGAACCGCAAGGGAGGGAGAGAGAGCAGAAUUAUGCACUCAAGAAGGCUCAACUAGAAAUUGAGAAAUUGAAAGACAAUCUGAUAAAAUUGAAAGGAAGUGAUGCAGCUGAGCUACAGAAAGCAAAAGAUCAUAACCAGAGACUGGAUGAGGAGAUCCUGGCUUUGAGAAAUCGGCUUCGAUCGCUUGACUGUGAAAAAAAAGUGCUUGGAGAAAUGUAUCUGUCAUCUGGAGAAAAACUAAAACAGCAGCCUCAAGAGGAAGUACAGCAGUUGCGCCAGAAUUUGCACCGCCUCCAAGUUCUCUGCAACUCAGCUGAAAAAGAGCUGCAGUACGAGCGAGGGAAGAACUUGGACUUGAAGCAGCACAAUAGCCUACUUCAGGAGGAGAAUGUCAAGAUCAAAAUUGAACUCAAGCAGGCACGGGAGAAAUUACUAGACAGUGCAAGGGUGCACUCAUCACUCAUGGCGGAGUGGAAGCACUGUCAGCAGAAAGUCAAGGAGCUGGAGCUGGAAGGACUUAAGCAGGCUCAGAGCCUUAAAUCACAGCACAACCUGCAGGGAAAGCUGGCUCAAGAGAAGUCAAAAGUUGCCCGUGCCAAGGAAAAGAUCUUAGACCUGCAGCAGAAAUUAGAGCAUGCUCAUCAAGUCUGCCACUCAGACGCUUGUAUGGUACACAAGAGGCAACUAGAGGAGAAGAUCAUAGAAGCCAAGGGCAGUGAAGCCAGGCUGCAGCAGCAGUGUGAGGAAGAGCUGCAGAAGAGGACGCUCCUAAGUCAGGAUGUAAAUGAGCUCCAAAGGCAAGUGAGAGCCUUCCAGGAUAAGGAGAGUCAGUGGGAAGUGACCAGUUCCCAACAGCAGGAGGCUCUACUUAAACAACUGGAGAACGAGAGAAGGAAAUGUGAGGAGCACAUCAAGAGCAACCAGGAGUUGUCAGAGAAGCUGUCUGGGCUACAACAAGAGAAAGAAGCUCUGUGGCAGGAACGUGAGCGAUUUUUGGAGCACCUCGAUGAACAUGUGAGAAACUGCAAAGACAAACACCACUACCACAAAGCCAAGCUUCAAAGGGUCAAGGACCGGUUUGUUCAUAAAUUAGAAAUACGAAAUAAGAGGAUUAAAGAACUUGAAGAUGAAACUGGAAAACUGCAACAAAAAAUUGAAAUGGAGAAGGCGUUCCAGGGCCAGGUCAUGGCCCAAAAUGACAUUCUGCUCCAGGAGAAAAGGACACUUCUGGAGCAAGUCACAAACCAGGAAGAACUCAUCUGCAGUAACAAGUCCACACUCUCUUCCAUCCAGAGCAAAAAUCAGAACAAGAUCAGUGUGAGACCAGAAUCAGGCCCAAGAUGGGUAUCCAUCAUGUUUGAAGGGAUACAGUCUCCUGCUUCAAUACCGUCCCUAAGUGGGAUCACAGUCUUCCUUAACCUUCUCAAGGCCAGCCAUGAUGCCUCUCAAGCUCUUGCUUAUGUAGUUAGUCGCCAGGAAACAACAAUUAACAACAGUGCUACAUUGGAGAUGUUAAAAAAGAUGAUCCCUUUACAAAACUCCAGUUUCUCAGGAACAGGUUUGGUAGAAUCUGUUGAAACUCUUCAAGAGACUGAGCUACAUGGAGCAGGAGCAACAGCAAUCCCCAAGUCCCCUGAAUCUCUUUCAUGUUCACAGAAUUCAGAAUGUGGAUAUAUACAUGUGAAUUCCCUGACAGAGACACACAACAUACAAGAAGACCAAAGGCCAGAGCUCUGAAACCACUGUGUCUAAAACUGUAGUGACCAACCUACUAACUCCGACAUGGACAUGGGUGGGGUACUGGACAACAAGGAGGGGUCUUCAAGG
Molecule: messenger RNA, 2484 nt
Organism: Nannospalax galili (Upper Galilee mountains blind mole rat)
Lineage: Eukaryota; Metazoa; Chordata; Mammalia; Rodentia; Spalacidae
Gene: Ccdc30
Product: coiled-coil domain containing 30
Exons: 15
Coding region: 376-2394 (672 amino acids)
Source: RefSeq, a predicted model, not a curated record